AGUGGUAUCAGCUGCUGUUUUUUGUGCUUCUGACUGGUCAGAAGCUCAAUAAUCCUUCUCGCUCCUCUCCCAUCAGACUGCUGAUUCUUGUGGUAGCACAAACAUGGACACAAAUGAUUCAUCACUCAGCUCAACAUCCAUCCUGACCCAGCUGCUUCUCAAUACCACAGCAUUCAUAAACAGCACGGCAACAUCCUUCAGUGCUAUUGAUGGGUGCGACAACCUGAUAGAGGCCGUUCUCUUUGACCUGGCCAUUCAGUGCAUCAAUGUAAUCUUGGGUAUCCCGGCCAACUUACUCGUCAUUGCUAUUCUCAUCCACAAUCGCAAAGAGCCCUCCACUUCAGACAUAUUCUUGGGCUGCUUGGCCUUCAUGGAUGCCUACUUUGGUGCAAUGACCCCCCUGAGCUUUCUUAAUCUCUACCUCUGGAAGCUCAAAGAGGUGUUGUCUGCCAUUAAGUUCUCCUAUGGCGUGAAAGACACCAGCGGUCCGUUGUUCCUCUCCUGCAUCUGCUUGGAUCGCUUUGUAGCUGUACUCUUUCCAAUCGCUUUUGGGCAACUUAAACACUUCAAGUACAGGUUAGGCCUCUCAGUGCUGGUGCUCUGCCUCACCUUUGCCUACUCAGCAGCCAAGAUGGUGGGAGGGCUCCCCAACUUUGAAAAGUUGUUCACCGGUGAGGUACUGGCAACAUUUACUUGGAUGGUGGUGUGUAACGCAAGCAUCCUGUGGGCACUGAAGAAGUCCACCGGUGCAGGGAAAGAUGCAAUGCACCCCAUGAAAAAGAAGGCCUUCAAGAUGGUGCUCUCUAUCCUGUGUAUCAUCGUGUUCAACUACCUGCCACUUGUUGCUCUGUUUCCAUUUGAGGACUACUACUCC
This is a messenger RNA of Haplochromis burtoni (Burton's mouthbrooder), 874 nucleotides long. Its product is annotated as G-protein coupled receptor 183-like. Gene Ontology annotation, molecular function: G protein-coupled receptor activity. Gene Ontology annotation, biological process: phospholipase C-activating G protein-coupled receptor signaling pathway; positive regulation of Rho protein signal transduction. Gene Ontology annotation, cellular component: membrane. The transcript has a single exon. The record is from RefSeq and is a predicted model, not a curated record. NCBI's taxonomy places the organism in Eukaryota, Metazoa, Chordata, Actinopteri, Cichliformes, Cichlidae. The annotation marks the transcript as partial.